GAAAGAGAGAGAGUUUGUUAGUCCAGGCUUGAAAAAGGGUGCAGUAUGGUACAGUAGUCCUUGCGUUUCUUCUGCUCCUGACGUUUCUACGUUGACCUUCCGACUUCACUGGGCCUGCUGCUGGUUCUGUUACGUCCUGCAGAGCACAGAGUGGAAGAGUACUCGGAUCUGUUACGGUGCAAGGAGGUAGCUCAACAACUACAUCCCACUGUCGCCCAAAACAUUCCAGUCCAGAGAUGGAGGAAGAUGAAGUAGGAAUUCCAACAAGUUUGAAGAUUUUUCUGUGACUUUUCUCUGUAUCUACUGUCUUCUUAUCUUCCAGAUUUCGCUGCCGCUGCUGCUCCUGGCAGCGGACUGUACUGAAUCGGAUCCCCUGUAUUUGAAUUUAUACAUACAGGAAUGUUACAGGCUCAUGUAGUGCUUCGAUUUGGGGCGUAUUAGUUCCCUGAAUUUGUUCGUGGUGCGGAUCUGGCAUCACCGUCGUCAUCAUCAUCAUCAUUAUGCACCUUCUCCUACUUCUUCUUCUUGUGCAGCAGGAUGUUGCACGGAUCCAUCCAUCGUUGGGAAUGAGGAUGCCCCAGUUCAUCAGUAUCGGUCAAACUAUCUUUGAUUUACUUCAACUCUGUCAUCGAGCUACCGGGUUUUGUAACUUCUGCGACUGUUUCCAUACCUCAUCCAUCGUUUCGUACAAGAAGCAGAAGCAGUGGUGGAUGUUUGAAUCCACCCCGGAACUGCUGAACGUGAUGACAUCCAUCCAUUCAUCCAUCCUUGGUUGAUUUUGGGGUUGGGUUUGGAUAUGGAUGUCAUUUGCACGGAU
Messenger RNA from Marchantia polymorpha subsp. ruderalis, 817 nucleotides. The record is from the annotation of a GenBank genome assembly. NCBI's taxonomy places the organism in Eukaryota, Viridiplantae, Streptophyta, Marchantiopsida, Marchantiales, Marchantiaceae.